Saprolegnia diclina VS20 is the source of this 1128-nucleotide messenger RNA. RefSeq names its product CMGC/CK2 protein kinase. The record is from RefSeq and is a predicted model, not a curated record. Gene Ontology annotation, cellular component: cytosol; protein kinase CK2 complex; nucleus. Gene Ontology annotation, biological process: protein phosphorylation. Gene Ontology annotation, molecular function: protein serine/threonine kinase activity; ATP binding. The coding region runs from base 43 to 1047 and encodes 334 amino acids. The transcript has a single exon. NCBI's taxonomy places the organism in Eukaryota, Oomycota, Saprolegniomycetes, Saprolegniales, Saprolegniaceae.
GAAAAGGGCACUUUUCCAAAGCGACGGCGGCACCAAAGGGCAAUGUCACGCGCCCGCGUCUACGCUGACGUGUGCGAGUCGCGGCCGCGCGAGUACUGGGACUAUGAGAACUUAUCGGUGACGUGGGGCGACCAGGACGGGUACGAGGUCUCGCGCAAGAUCGGCCGCGGCAAGUACUCGGAGGUGUUCCAGGGCGUGGCCGUCGCCAACGACAAGCCGUGCGUCAUCAAGAUCCUCAAGCCCGUCAAGAAGAAGAAGAUCAAGCGCGAGAUCAAGAUUCUGCAGAAUCUGAGGGGUGGUCCCAACAUUGUCCAGCUCCUCGACGUCGUCCGCGACCCGCAGUCCAAGACGCCGUCUCUGGUCUUUGAGUACGUCAACAACCACGACUUCAAGACGCUGUACCCGACGUUGACGGACUUUGACAUUCGCUACUAUAUCUUUGAGCUGCUCAAGGCGCUCGACUUUUGCCAUGCGAAUGGCAUCAUGCACCGCGACGUCAAGCCCCACAAUGUAAUGAUUGACCACGAGAAGCGCCAGCUCCGCUUGAUCGACUUUGGCCUUGCCGAGUUUUACCACCCGAACCGCGAGUACAACGUCCGCGUCGCGUCGCGCUACUACAAGGGCCCGGAGCUUCUUGUCGACAUGCAAGAGUACGACUACUCGCUCGACAUGUGGAGCGUCGGCUGCGUCCUCGCCGGCAUGAUCUUCAAGAAGGACCCGUUCUUCCACGGCAACGACAACUACGACCAGCUCGUCAAGAUUGCCAAGGUCCGCGGUACGGAAGACCUCUUCGAGUACCUCUCGACAUACGACCUCGAGCUCGACCCGCAGUACGAUGGCAUCCUUGGCACGCACUCGAAGAAGCCGUGGGAGAAGUUUCUCACGGCCGACAACAAGCACCUCGUGACGCCGGAAGCACUCGACUUUCUCGAAAAUUUGCUCAAGUACGACCACCAAGAGCGCUUGACGGCCAAGGAGGCGAUGGCCCACCCGUACUUUCAAGUCAUUCGCGACCACCAUGACGCGCAGCAGCAAGCGGCGACCUAAGAUGAUGCGACGCGCCAUUCGUCGGAUGCUCGUAAUAGUACCUGCGGCUACUACCGAUCCCAUUUGACAACUUCUUCUGCA